This is a messenger RNA of Malania oleifera, 3815 nucleotides long. Its product is annotated as valine--tRNA ligase, chloroplastic/mitochondrial 2. NCBI's taxonomy places the organism in Eukaryota, Viridiplantae, Streptophyta, Magnoliopsida, Santalales, Ximeniaceae. Gene Ontology annotation, biological process: valyl-tRNA aminoacylation. Bases 217 to 3123 code for a protein of 968 amino acids. Gene Ontology annotation, molecular function: aminoacyl-tRNA deacylase activity; ATP binding; valine-tRNA ligase activity. The record is from RefSeq and is a predicted model, not a curated record. Gene Ontology annotation, cellular component: cytosol; cytoplasm. The transcript is spliced from 27 exons.
UAAAAUCAUGUACUCAAAUUUAGGCAUCAAAUCAAAUUAAAAGAAAAUGCAAGCUUCUCAUCCCUUCCAUUUCCGAAUUCAGUGGCCACUCCUCUUUCCCUCUACUGCCUCAUCAUCUCUGCGCAUGUCUGGGACGCUAAAACCCUGAUUACUCCACCAUUGAUAAGGGGUUUAUCCUCCUGGCUCACUUCUUCAUACAAAAUCUGCUAUCCCACAAUGGCGCUUACGCUCUCCAAUUCGUCCCUCCUGUCUUCCUCCUCUCUCUACAGGUUCAACCAUCUCUUUAUCUCUCAACGCCGUCUCAAGCUGAGGGUUUCUCUCUCCCAUUCCAGCCGUCCCAGACUAAGAUUUUUCGCUGUUGCUACACCAGAGAAUCAUGUUUUUACCUCACCAGAAAUAGCAAAGUCAUUCGAUUUUACUUCUGAGGAAGGGAUAUACAAUUGGUGGGAGUCUCAUGGGUACUUUAAACCAAACUUUGGCCAGGGAACUGAUCCUUUUGUGAUUUCGAUGCCUCCUCCUAAUGUUACUGGUUCACUGCACAUGGGACAUGCAAUGUUCGUGACUCUUGAGGAUAUUAUGGUUAGAUAUCAUCGUAUGAAGGGAAGGCCUACACUUUGGGUACCUGGAACUGAUCAUGCUGGUAUUGCGACUCAGUUAGUUGUGGAAAGAAUGCUUGCAUCUGAAGGGAUAAAAAGGGUUGAUUUAAGUAGAGAUGAGUUCAUUAACCGAGUUUGGGAAUGGAAAGAGAAGUAUGGUGGAACCAUUGCAAAUCAGAUUAAGCGGCUUGGUGCUUCUUGUGAUUGGACUAGAGAACACUUCACCCUUGAUGAGCAGCUGAGUCAGGCUGUAAUUGAGGCAUUUGUGAGGCUUCAUGAAAAAGGCCUAAUUUACCAAGGGUCUUAUAUGGUAAAUUGGUCUCCUAGUCUACAGACUGCAGUAUCAGACUUGGAAGUUGAGUAUUCUGAAGAGCCUGGUACUUUAUAUUAUAUUAAGUAUCGUGUUGCGGGAGGUUCAAGGAGCGACUUUCUGACAAUAGCAACAACACGCCCAGAGACUUUAUUUGGUGACACAGCUGUUGCAGUGCAUCCUGAGGAUGAGCGUUAUGGGAAGUAUAUUGGAUGUUUGGCAAUUGUGCCUAUGACAUUUGGUCGCCAUGUCCCUAUAAUUUCUGACAAGUAUGUUGAUAAAGAAUUUGGAACUGGUGUAUUGAAGAUAAGUCCUGGGCAUGAUCACAAUGACUAUUUUCUUGCAAGAAAGAUUGGUCUUCCCAUACUUAAUGUGAUGAAUAAGGAUGGAACGCUAAAUGAGGUUGCUGGACUGUACUGUGGUCUUGAUCGGUUUGAGGCACGAAAGAAACUAUGGUCUGAUCUUGAGGAGACCGGCUUAGCUGUCAAGAAGGAACCCCACACUUUAAGAGUUCCCAGAUCACAGCGUGGUGGAGAAAUCAUUGAACCACUUGUAAGUAAACAGUGGUUCAUGACAAUGGAGCCCUUAGCUGAGAAGGCCCUUCAAGCAGUUGAGAAAGGAGAAUUGACCAUCAUGCCUGAAAGAUUUGAGAAGAUUUAUAAUCAUUGGCUAUCAAAUAUUAAGGAUUGGUGUAUAAGCAGACAACUAUGGUGGGGACACCGUAUACCAGUUUGGUACAUUGUGGGUAAGGACUGUGAAGACAAUUAUAUAGUUGCUAGGAAUGUCAAUGAAGCUCUUGAGAAAGCCCAUGAGAAGUAUGGCAAGGAUGUUGAAAUAUAUCAGGAUCCAGAUGUUCUUGACACUUGGUUUUCAAGUGCUCUGUGGCCCUUCAGUACUCUUGGAUGGCCAGAAGUUUCAGCUGACGAUUUCAGGCAAUUCUAUCCAACAACAAUGCUUGAAACUGGGCAUGAUAUUUUGUUCUUUUGGGUGGCACGAAUGGUAAUGAUGGGGAUUGAGUUCACAGGGACUGUACCAUUUUCAUAUGUUUAUCUGCAUGGACUUAUCCGUGACUCACAGGGGCGAAAGAUGUCUAAAACUUUGGGAAAUGUUAUAGAUCCAAUUGACACAAUCAAGGAAUUUGGCACUGAUGCUUUACGAUUCACUCUUGCUUUAGGAACUGCAGGACAGGACCUUAAUUUAUCCACUGAGAGGUUGACAUCUAACAAGGCCUUCACUAACAAAUUAUGGAAUGCUGGCAAGUUUAUACUGCAGAAUUUGCCUAGUCAAAGUGAUAUAUCUGCCUGGGAAAAUGUAAUGGCUUACAAGUUUGAUAAAGAUGAGUAUCUACACAAGCUACCUACACCAGAAUGUUGGGUGGUUUCAAAACUUCACUUGCUAAUUGACAUGGUCACCACCAGCUAUGAUAAAUUUUUCUUUGGAGAUGUUGGAAGAGAAACAUAUGAUUUCUUUUGGGGUGAUUUUGCUGAUUGGUAUAUUGAAGCCAGUAAAGCUCGCCUUUACCACCACUCUGGGGAUCAUUCAGUUGCUUUGCUGGCACAGGCAGUACUUGUAUAUGUUUUUGAAAACAUUCUGAAAGUGCUACAUCCAUUCAUGCCAUUUGUAACUGAGGAAUUAUGGCAGGCACUCCCCAAUCGGAAAGAAGCUCUUAUAGUAUCUCCAUGGCCUCAGGCUUCACUUCCAAGGCUUACCAAUUCAAUUAAAAAAUUUGAAAAUUUACAGGCUUUGACUAGAGCUAUCAGGAAUGCCCGGGCGGAAUACUCGGUCGAACCUGCCAAACGUAUAUCUGCAUCUAUAGUUGCAGGCGCAGAAGUUAUCCAGUAUAUUUCUAAAGAGAAAGAAGUUUUAGCUCUUCUCUCCCGGCUAGAUCUUCAAAACAUCCAUUUUACAAAUUCAGCUCCAGAGGAUGCAAAUCAAUCAAUCCACCUCGUUGUAGGGGAAGGUCUAGAGGCAUAUCUCCCCCUCGCUGAUAUGGUUGAUAUAUCUGCUGAAGUCGAACGCCUUUCUAAGCGUCUUUCCAAGAUGCAGACAGAAUAUAAAGGACUUGCAUCUCGCCUUAGUUCUUCCAAUUUCAUAGAGAAAGCUCCUGAGGAAGUUGUUCGUGGUGUUCAAGAAAAAGCAGCAGAAGCAGAGGAGAAGAUCAAUCUAACUCAAAAUCGUCUAGAUUUUCUCAAAUCCAGAGUUUUGGUAUUAGAAUAGGCUGUACUGGUGGAUCUUGAUUGCAUUUUUUUGUAAGUCUUCCAUUUUAUGCUCUCUUCCCCUUGGACCUAUUAACCGCAUGGUUGAAGCAUGCGAAUUUUGUUUCUUUUGCAUUUUGAGGCUGCAAAUUAUUAGCAUGCAAAUUUUGCAGCCCAGCAAUGGUGAAUUAUUAUUUUCCACAUUUCAUGUAUGCACAUUCAGAGGACACAUACCUGUGCCGACUAGUCUUUAACAAGCAUCUCCUUUGCAUGUUCCUUGCUGCCGCACUCCCUGCAGACUCAUUCAAAGGACAGUUUGUGAGACCUGCCUCUUCUGAAACCAUCUGUUGUGUGGCAAACAUCUCCUUGGCAUGUUCCUGGCAGCAGUGGUACCGAAGCAUUGGAUGGAUGAAGACGAAACUUGGUUACUAAAUUUGUUUCUUCAGUGGCUGGGGGUGUCAAUAGAAGCUGUGGCCAUUUAACUGUACAUUAUUAUAUUUGUAAUUGUAACAAAAUUCCCAUUGCUAAUAUUGAUCUGAAGCAGCUGUUUGGCUUUUUUCUGUGUAUCAAUUAUUUAUGUCACUUUGUAAAGAAUAUUUUGGCUGAACAAAUAUCUCAGCUUUUACCCACUGUUCCUCUCAGAAAUUAUCAUUUGUCGUGAUGAAAUUUGAAAGGGCGGUGUCCCAAUCAGCAACCUUGGUUUGCUUUUUCAAA